AUGGAGGGAAAGAAAAAGCAAAUGCAGGCUGCAAUAGAAGAAAGCGACCUACCAAGUCUUCCAUGCGACAUCAUACACAAUAUACUCUUGAAACUACCCGUCAAGUCUUUGCAUCGAUUCAGGUGCAAAUCAAUACGUUCUGUAAUCUCUGGACCCGAAUUCGUCAAAACUCACCUAAACCAAUCCAUUAAAUUGGACCGCCAAAGACUCCUUUGCGGCCGGAUAAACCAUACAAACUGGUUCUGUUCCAUACACUAUGAAACCUCUGACAAUCCAGUCGAAAAACUGUUCUCACCAAUGAUUGAAUACUAUUGUUCUUGCGAUGGUUUAGUAUUAUUGAGUGGUCUUGGCCACGGCCACGACUCUAUGUGGCUUUUGUGGAAUCCAUCCACUACAGCGUACAAAAAGUUCAGAGGCCCGUUUUAUGGUUAUAAAUUGUGUUUAUAUGGACUAUGUUAUGACUCUUCCGUUGAUGAUUACAAGGUGGUUCUUAUAUGUAAACGAGAGGUCACCCAUUACGGUAAUUAUGAGGGAUUUGUUUAUGUGGUUUUCCCUUCCAAGGAUAAUUCUUGGACACAACCUAGAAAGUUUACUCAUAAUCCUAUUUUGAGUGAGAUUGGAGUUAAUGUGAAUCGAGUGUGCCAUUUUUUUGUGAAAUCGGAUAAUAAGGAUUUGUAUGAUAGUAAAACAUAUGCAAAUAUAAUUUUCUUCGAUCCUGUGAAUGAGGAGUUCGAAGAGAUGCCACCACCAAUUUGUAUAGGUGAAGGGGAUGUAUUUGGUUUGAUGGUGGUGAAAGGAUGCCUUGGUUUAUACUGCAGUACGCCUGAUGGAAAUCAGGCUGGGGUGUGGGUCAUGAAGGAAUAUGGUGAGAUGAAUUCUUGGAUUAAGUUGUUCGUCAUCAAACAUAGUCUGCAACCAACCUCAUUUUCACGAAAUCACUUAAGGCCGUUGUGUGUUACAAAGAAAGGUGAAAUUGUGAUGGUGAUGAAUGAAACAAUAUUGCCAUCUAUAAUCCUAAAGAAAACACGUCUAGGAACCUUGUGA
Molecule: messenger RNA, 1044 nt
Organism: Cornus florida
Lineage: Eukaryota; Viridiplantae; Streptophyta; Magnoliopsida; Cornales; Cornaceae
Product: F-box/kelch-repeat protein At3g23880-like
Exons: 1
Coding region: 1-1044 (347 amino acids)
Molecular function (GO): protein binding
Source: RefSeq, a predicted model, not a curated record